CCCCUUCCUUCACAACCAUCUCCCUAACAGCAGCCCCUCCAGACAUGGCCUCAAAGAGAGCAUUGGUGAUUCUGGCUAAAGGGGCAGAGGAGAUGGAAACUGUAAUCCCCACUGAUGUUAUGAGACGAGCUGGGAUCAAGGUGACUGUUGCAGGCCUAACAGGAAAAGAACCAGUGCAGUGCAGUCGAGAUGUCUUCAUUUGUCCUGAUGCCAGUCUUGAAGAUGCCAGAAAAGAGGGGCCUUAUGAUGUUGUCGUCCUGCCUGGAGGGAACCUUGGAGCUCAAAACUUGUCUGAGUCUGCAGCUGUGAAAGACAUUUUGAAGGACCAGGAAAGCAGAAAAGGCCUGAUUGCUGCAAUAUGUGCAGGUCCUACUGCUCUUCUGGCACAUGGCAUAGGGUAUGGAAGCAAGGUCACAACACACCCUUUGGCCAAAGACAAAAUGAUGAAUGGAGCUCACUACUCGUACUCGGAGAGCCGCGUGGAGAGGGACGGCAACAUCCUCACCAGCCGCGGGCCCGGCACCAGCUUCGAGUUCGGCUUGGCCAUUGUGGAGACCCUGCUGGGCAAGGAGGUGGCUGAACAGGUGAAGGCACCUCUAAUACUGAAAGAGUGAAAGCCUGGUUGGGAUAGGGACUAGGACAAAUUUAGAUAGAGAGUCUUACCCUUUGUAGAAUAACUGUAAUGUGCAGUGUUGUAAAUACACUUCAGUUGUGGGUGAAAUUAGUAACUGUACUUACCUGAACUGGGAUACCUUAACAAACCAAAGGUCUUCAUUUCUGAAAAAAGAUCCUGUUAGCAAAAAGCUUCAUCACAAAAAAGCAGCCAUCAUCUCAUAAUCCUACUUAGUUCUUGAAUGGUAUUUAAAAAUCACACGAAAAAAUGUUUGCUGAAUAAAUAAAAAUGGAGCAUCCCUA
Molecule: messenger RNA, 915 nt
Organism: Ficedula albicollis (Collared flycatcher)
Lineage: Eukaryota; Metazoa; Chordata; Aves; Passeriformes; Muscicapidae
Gene: PARK7
Product: Parkinsonism associated deglycase
Exons: 6
Coding region: 45-614 (189 amino acids)
Biological process (GO): protein deglycation, glyoxal removal; guanine deglycation, glyoxal removal
Cellular component (GO): nucleus; cytosol
Molecular function (GO): protein deglycase activity
Source: RefSeq, a predicted model, not a curated record